This is a messenger RNA of Penaeus monodon (black tiger shrimp), 3357 nucleotides long. Its product is annotated as serine-rich adhesin for platelets-like. The transcript is spliced from 26 exons. NCBI's taxonomy places the organism in Eukaryota, Metazoa, Arthropoda, Malacostraca, Decapoda, Penaeidae. The record is from RefSeq and is a predicted model, not a curated record. The coding region runs from base 134 to 1939 and encodes 601 amino acids.
CAGCCAGGGUGAAAAUUACCAUGCGAUUAACCGAUGUGGAAUACACGUCUGACCUGCAGACGAAGACCAAACAGGCUUACAAGGAUCUUGAGGCCGACCUGCAGGCCAAGCCAAGAAGGGCUUGGCAACCGAGAUGGCGAUCAGUGAGAGUGAGGUUACCAUCAUCAUCAACUCUUUCUCCAGCGGGUCUGUCAUCGUCAACGCCACAGUGGAACUCUCCUCCGACACCAACGCUACUGCCGCUGAGAAAGCAGUCGAGGACGGCCUCAAAGCGGUCACGCAGAACAGCACCGCCUUCGGGUACCAGGUCGAGGCCGACAGCAUUUCGACGCAGGGUAUGACUGUCGACCCUACCGAGACCACCACUCAAGCAGCAGACACCAAUACAGGAGCCAACGGAGCGGAUGGAGGCACAACCACCCAGGCUACUGAAUCGAACGCCGAUGGAGGAACUACCACUCAGGCCUCUGCCAAUGCCGGUGGAGGUUCCCAGGCAUCUUCCAACACCGGGGACGAAACUACAACCCAGAGAACAUCCGGCAGCGGUGGAGGUUCCCAGGCAUCUUCUAACACCGAGGGCGAAACAACCACCCAAGGAACAUCCGGCAGCGAUUCAAACACAGCAACCACCACGUCUUCUGACAGUUCCGGUUCCGGUUCAAAUACAGCCGAUACCACAUCUUCUGGCACUUCUAGUUCCGGUUCAAAUACAGCUGAUACCACAUCUUCUGGCACUUCUAGUUCCGGUACAAAUACAGCCGGAACAUCUGACACUUCCAGUUCUGGUUCAAAUACAGCCGAUACCACAUCUUCUGGCACUUCUAGUUCCGGAGGUACAUCGGGAUCAUCAGGUGGAACAACUGCAAAUACAGACACAAACACAAAUACAAAUACAGGUACAAACACAAAUACUGCUACAAGCACGAAUACAAACACAAACACAACCGGUACAACAGGAACCACCACUUCUACUCUGGAUAACGUCGAAGUGGACAAAACGAGCGUGAGUGGAUCCGGACUGUUCAUGUCUGUGAAUCUAAAAGGUCUAACAUCAACUCAGGUCACCGACUAUCUGACCAAAACCUCCAGUAGUUAUACCGGCCUUCAAGAUGCAGCGACUACGUACACGAACUUGGUAAAGGCAUCCUCUCAGACCACGAAAGUCACCUCAGCCUUGAAGUUAAAGCGAGUGAUAAAGAUAAACGCCACCACAGUCAGGGCAGAAUACCUCGCCACUGCUAACUCCAACGUCGACCUGGCUGCCCUCAGGAACUCCAUGUUGCAGAAUCAGGACAUGCAGAAUCUGGAUUUCACGCUGAAGACCGUGGCCCUCACCGUGGCUAACCGCUGGGUCAGUGUCAAGUUAAAGGUCACAAACCGACAGUUCGAAACGGCGAUGUCUGACCCAACCUCUUCCGCAUUCAAGAACUUCAAGAAUACCUUUCAGCCAUUGCUUCUCACAACGCUUCGAGAGAAAGUUAAAGCAGUCGUGAACGUGGUCGUCAUGGAACUCCUCUCCGGCAGCGUGGUCGUCCGUGCCAGUGUCGAGUCGGACAGCACAGCCACGACGACCACGAAGAACGACAUUUCCACUGCCCUCACGUCGGUCAACAGUUUGGGCAGUUUGACACUUGAUACCACCAAGGAAGUAACAGCUGAGUCGUACCUGACUGGUGGCCAGCUGAUCAACCCCGUAACUACAACAAAUACCGAUGGCAGUGAUAUCCUGAGAGAUACAGAAGACAUCUCACAAGGUGACGUCAGUCUGGCGGAGAGCGAGGCAGACAAGAUUAAGAUCAAAACCAACAAUUAUUUCUUCACGGUUACCAUCCCGUCUUUCUGUGCCGUCCUGUUGCUGAUCAUCAUCCUCCUGUGCUGCACGACCUCCAACUCCUGUCUCUGCCGAAUCUGCAGCAGUGAUCCCAAGAACGUGCCCUAAUUCACCCUCAAGGUACGUCCCCAGACGAGGUCAGAGGGGCUCUUGAAGGUCAAAAUACCCGUGCUAGGGUGUUCCUCCUGUGUUCUGAGGGGAAUAUUUCGGAAAUGCUGUAAAGUAUACACGGGUGCGCUAAGAAAUGGUGAAAAAAUCUAGGUGAAGAGACGAAAAUAUGGAAUGAGAAUUGGCAUACUCUACAUCAUUAAUUACAAGAAAUAUAACAAUUUUUUCAAGAGAAAAACGCUUUAUUGUAAUCAACAUCGAUAAUAAAGUAGAGAGUCAAGUAAACAAAAUUUGUCACAAAAUUUAUGCAUGGAUAAAACAUAUAUCACUUAUAACGGGAAUAAACAUCGAAAUGGAAUGUAAUAGCUAGAAAUGAUAUUUCAAAUUAAGACAAAGAAACUGUUUUGAAGUGUAAACUGAGAAAAAAAAAUCUUUAAGUACAACGAGAAAAAAAAUAUUUGCAGAAAUGCCUAUUUAUAACAUUAGAAAUAACAUAAAACAAUAAGAACUUUAAAAAUUAAAGAAUAUAUCAUAAACUCUUCUACCCUCUCCACCUGCACUUAAGACUUUUUUCAUCUACAGUUUUCAUAUUUAUCUAUAGUUUUUCAUAAACGUGACCGAAGGACAAACGCCACUUCCCUGCCAAACUCACCACCAGAUGAGGCGAACAGCAUAAUCGCCAACUAAUAUUCAAGAGCGAAAAUUCGUACGCCAUUACAGUCACAGGUGGCAGGGUAUGUAUUGUCCAGGGCCACGUGCGAAUCUAUGUACCUGUGAGACGUGUUUCCUGCCGUGCAAAUACGCUGUCGAGUUAUUGUGUGGGACGCCAGUGCCAAAUCCGACCGAAGAAAACGGGAAUGGCGAGUCGAAGCUGAUCCGCGGAGCCUCAAAAUCCCGCCCAGUCUUCAAAUGAAACGCAUGCCAAUAAGAAAUUAGACAAGGAGGGAAGAGACAACAAGCAUCGUAUAUUAGUUUUUAAAAAAUGACGACAGUGGAGUUGACCGGCGAAGAUUUUUUCUCUUCCUUUCUUUCUUUCUUUUCUUUUUCUUGGCCUGGAAGUACGGCGCAAGUCACGUCCGCGCACGUUCGAUUCCAUGACGACACUCGCGUGGUUGUGAGUGAAGUAGAUCUGUUAAAUUUUAUCACCCUCAUUUACGGUGCCGGUGCGGUGGGUAUGGGAGUUCAAGGUGGCACUGCAUGACUAAGGGAUGGUGCCAAAAGAAUACCAGUGUGCCAGAGACCCGUGGAACGCCAGUAAAUAAAGUAUAUAUGUAUAUUAUAAUAUGGGUCUCCUUAACACAAUGCUUUUUUUUCCACACCAUCCUUUAGCCUUGUCCAGCGCACUUACUUAAUUCAUAUAAAUAAAUAUAUGUAUACAUAUUGGAGUGUAGUGUGUUGCAAAUAAAAUCACUAUUUUG